UCCAUCAUGGCGGCGCCCAUGCGGUAACGUGACGGCAGAGAAAUCCACAGCGCACUCGCUUCAUGCAUAUCCAGGGGAAUUCAUAUAUUAUUAGUUCUGGGUUUGUCUUUAAAACUAACAGAAUAUAACAGUAGCGUCCACGUGAAGGAGGAUUUACGGGCGUUGUGUCUUUAUGCUGGUGCAGACGGCCCGUCUGUUGCCCCUCGUCGCCCCCCGUCGCCUCCAUCACUCCUGCAGCCGCUCUGCCAGGCGGGUGCUGCAGUGGACCGGUGGCCGAUCGGCCGCUGCCAGCAGAGGACUGACAUCCAUGGACCCCGAGGCCCCCGUCACAGACCCCGCACCCCCAGAGGCCCCGGCGGGCGGCCCCGCUGUGGGGCUUCUACCCGGGGAGACGGUGGUCAAGGAGGGGAAGGCAUCGAUUUUGUUUCCAAGCGCCAACGAGGUGUUUUACAAUCCGGUCCAGGAGUUUAACCGAGAUCUGACAUGUGCCGUGAUCACAGAGUUCGCCAGAGAAGUGCUGGCCGAGCGCGGCGUCCAGCUGGCGGUGCCGGGGGAGAAGGAGAGGGUGGUGGUGUCGCUGGCGGAGGAGGCCGGGGGGCAGGAGGGGCAGGAGGGGCAGGCAGAGCAGGUGGAGGAGGCCAACGGGGCGGAGGAGCCGGCCGUGGUGGCAGCAGUCGGGGAGAAGUGUGAGCUCGGCCUUCGCGUCCUGGAGGCUCUGGCGGCGUCGGGGUUGCGGUCGGUGCGUUUCGCCCUGGAGGUCCCCGGCCUGCAAAGCAUCACCGCCAACGACUUCUCCGCCAAGGCGGCGGCGCUGAUCGGCAGGAACGCCGAGUUCAACGGGGUGGGCCACCUGCUGCGGGCCAGCUGCCGGGACGCCAGCAUGCUGAUGUACGAGAUGCGGGGGAAGAAGGAGCGCUACGACGUGAUCGACCUGGACCCGUACGGCAGCCCCGCCUGCUUCCUGGACGCCGCCGUGCAGGCCGUCGGCGAGGGAGGGCUGCUGUGCAUCACGUGCACCGACAUGGCGGUGAUGGCGGGAAACAGCGGAGAGACCUGCUACAGCAAAUACGGCUCCGUCUCCAUUAAAGCCAAGUACUGCCAUGAGAUGGCCCUUCGGAUCAUCCUCCACAGUCUGGACCAGCGAGCCGCCGUGUACCAGCGCUACAUCCAGCCGCUGCUGUCCGUCAGCGUCGACUUCUACGUCCGGGUGUUUGUUCGCGUCUUCACAGGGCAGGCCACAGUCAAGAACUCAGCCAGUAAACAGGCUCUAAUCUACAACUGCGUGGGCUGCGGCUCUUUCCACUUGCAGAGGAUGGGCAGGAGGACCAGCGAUGGGAAACAUAUGAAGUAUUCCGCUGCCACGGGACCCCCGGUGGGACCGGAGUGUGAGCACUGUGGACAGAGACACCAGAUGGGCGGUCCUCUGUGGGCGGAGCCUAUCCACGACUCCGCCUUCGUGCAGAAGGUUCUGUCGGCCGUGUCAGGGAACCCGUCCAGAUUCGGGACGUCCAAACGGAUCGAGGGCGUGCUCAGCAUGGUGACGGAGGAGCUGGAAGACGUCCCUCUUUAUUACACUGUGGACAACCUGAGCAGCACCAUUCACUGCAACACCCCCCCUCUGCUGCAGUUCAGGUCGGCUCUCCUCCAUGCCGGCCACCGGGUUUCUCUCUCUCACGCCUGUAAGAACGCCAUCAAGACAGACGCUCCCCCGGCGGCCAUCUGGGACGUGAUGCGCUGCUGGGAGAAGAUGAACCCUGUGAAGAGGGAGAAGCUGUCGGCCACCAGCCCCGCCUUCAGGAUCCUGUCCUCCGAGCCCAGCCUGCAGGCCUGCUUCACGGUCAGGCCGGACGCCAACCCUCAGUCUCGAAAACGCCACCUGACCCGCUUCCAGGAGAAUCCUCAGGCCUUCUGGGGCCCCAAAGCUCGAGCCAAAUCCGGUGGCGGCAUCGCUUCAGACCUGCAGGACAAGAGGAAGAAGUUCCAGAACAAGAGGAAGAACCAGACCAGCGACUCGUCUCAGCUGAAGAGCUUCCCCUGCAAGAAGUUCAGACAGGGGUCGUGCUCCCAUGGAGACUCCUGCUGCUACUCCCACGAGCCGGAGGAGCAGAAGACGGACUAAUCCCUCCUCCUCCUCCUCUUUUCUUUUAUUUUGUGUUUUACCGACCCAGUGAAGGGCUCAGGAAGUCUGCAUUUGCUCGAGAACAGUUUGAAGAAAUACUUCGUGUACAUAAAAUCUCCAUUUUUUCUGCCAAAGGUUGUUUUUUUUUUGACUUGGAAAAUCCAUCAAUAAAGUCCUUAUUGUGACUUU
Salarias fasciatus (jewelled blenny) is the source of this 2308-nucleotide messenger RNA. RefSeq names its product tRNA methyltransferase 1 (gene trmt1). Gene Ontology annotation, biological process: tRNA N2-guanine methylation. Gene Ontology annotation, molecular function: RNA binding; tRNA (guanine) methyltransferase activity; metal ion binding. The transcript has 16 exons. The record is from RefSeq and is a predicted model, not a curated record. Bases 173 to 2119 code for a protein of 648 amino acids. Lineage: Eukaryota; Metazoa; Chordata; Actinopteri; Blenniiformes; Blenniidae. Gene Ontology annotation, cellular component: nucleus.